GCAUAAACAAUGCGCAAAUUUCAAAACAACGCAUCGCAACGAAGCUAUGUUUACAAGUUACCCACCAAGUAAACAGAUGAUGGAGUUUAGCAAACAGGAUUAAUUCAGGAAGAUUUUGGGGUAUUCAUUCUUUUUUGUGCUAAUUUAAUUUAUUUGAAAAGAGUUCCUCGUCCUACUCUUCUUGAGAAACCGGAGAAAGUUGAUUAUUGAACAUUUCCUAAUCUUAUUCAUUUUUAUACGUUUUUUCCAUCGUCUAACUCCUUUCCUUUCUCUCUUAUUUCUUUUUUCUUCAUAUUCAUUCUUAUUUUACAUUACUGUGCAAUACUACGAUCAUAAAGCCGGUUUCAAUCUGUUGACAUUCAAAAAUCGUUUUCCAAAACUUGUUUAUCUCUCUUUGAAUAUAUAGAUAGCUAAUUGCGUUCUUAAAAUGUUUACAAAUACGCCAGUUGGAGGAAAACGGGAGAGAUAUAAUGGUGCACAUCCAGCGUGGUCCCGAUUAGGUACAAACACUGAACAAAUUCACCAAAAUACUACAGAUAUGGCCGCAAAAAUGCACAAACUUCGAUACACCCAACUUCGCUCUCCUCCCACCCGUGUGUCUGUAGAAACUAUGUCCUCCAACCAAACGGCACCAGCUCCUGCCUUUGGACUGGGGCUUCAGUAUAAUCAGGACCACAUCAGUGAAGCUUCCGAAAACGAGGAAUUUGAGCGUGCUGUAAGGAGCGAUCGAUCCACCCCCUCCAAUGCAUCUUAUUCUUCUGAAGAAAAUGAAGAUGGUAUAGAAGAAACAAGCGUCGCAGAUACCGAAGAUAACGAAGAGCUUUCAGAGUUGGAAGAAGAUACUGAGGAAGCUUAUCCUAAGCGUUUUUCCGCUAAAGUACGCAGGCGACCUUUCAAAAAUACUUGGAAGCAGAUUUCAUGGUUACCUUUGGAGUCCAUUAAGCCGCUGGCUUGGUUUUUACUUGCAUUAAUUCUGACUUUGAUAAUUAUCGGAAUACUCCAUAAAGCACCUGAUGUUUCAUUUCGUAAAGAAAAUUUACUAAAUCCACCGAUAGCCCAACAACCGCCUCCAAACACAACCAAUUUAGGUCAAUCAUUGCAUGAUUCUGAAUCCUUAAACGAAAAAAAUGAUAAAGAAGGUGAAGCUGAACCUAUGACUGGCUUCUUGACAAGAGAAGAAUUCAACAAUAUUCUAGAUACCAAGAUAAAGGAAAUGAAAAUCCAGUUAGAGAAAGAGAUACUGUCAUUUAAAUCAUCAGAAUUGGCAGCCGUUGAGCUCGACGACGAGUGGAAAAACUUCAUUCAAGCAACCGUGCAAAAUUAUAUUGGUGACCCUGUCUCACUGCCUAAUUUUGCUCUUUUGUCAACUGGGGCAGAUGUUUUACCUUUUCUGACAACAAAAAGUUAUGUCAAAAGACCUUCUUCGCUUCUCCCAAAGGCUGCUUCAUAUUUGUUUGACUCGUUAACAAUACGAGGACAUGAUCCAAAUAUGGCACUGCAAUCAACGAACGGUGUCGCGAUGUGUUGGAGCUUUAAAGGUUCCGAAGGACAGUUAGGAAUUUCGCUUUCACGCCCGGUUUAUGUGACAAAUGUCACUAUUGAACAUGUCAAUCAUAAGAUUGCGCACGAUCUUUCUAGUGCUCCCAAAGAAAUUGAAUUAUGGGGUCAGGACAUUCAUCAAAACGGGAAAAAGGGAUUUUCUUACUUAGGUAGCGUACUAUAUAAUCUUCAAGGCGAGCCAAUUCAAACAUUCCCCAUUCAUGUUUCAUCAAAACUUCCAAUGAAAAGUGUCAUUUUCAAGGUUAAAAGCAAUUGGGGGAAUCCUGAAUAUACUUGCCUGUACCAGGUUCGAGUUCAUGGUACCGUCCCAAAACGAGAAACAAUGGUCGGUCUAUAUGAAGAAAACCCCGACUACGAAGAUAGUACUUUAUUUGAAGAAGCAUUAUCAUAAAGUGAAUUUGAGGCAUCCUUAAUUUGGAUAAAUUACUCUCCAACCAUUGGUUUAAAAUCAUAAAAAAGGGUCUCUCGUUUUCUGUUCUCUUCAUCAGCUUCUUCUAAGGUCAACACUUGUUCUAUAAUGUCAGGUGGAUUCAACUCGAAUCGUUUUGCACGACGCCAGCGUUCAAGCCGAGUCAUUCCCAGAUAAGGUCCAUAUUUCGCAGACAUGUCAAAGUGGUGCAAGACAAGCUGCACUUUACUUAGUUCUUGUUCAUGGACGGGUAAACUCAUACGUUCGGAUAAUAUACUUUUGUAAGCAUCGUCAAGAGCUUUGGAUAGUUCAGGAUCACUCUCAAUUCGUUCCUCUAAACUUAGAGACCCGGCGACUUCUUUUUUUGUUUCCUUCUCUGAGCCAGAAUAUUUCGAUUUUUUAUCCGUAGAAGAAUUUUUUUCAUUUCCUCGUAUUAUUUUGGGAAAUGCAUCUCGUACAGUCCUUUUUGGAGAUGAUUUUUUACUCACUUUAGAGCUCUUCUUCAUGUUGUGUGAUGUGCUUUCUAGACAAUGAGUCUUACACUCAAUGGGACUUGCAGCUGUUUUUUUAUUCCACUCUUUGAAAAUUACAGUUUAUGAAAAUUCUAAAUAAUUGAAAACGGUUCAGUCAUGCUUAUAUUUUGUCUUCUGAACCUUUCCUUCGUGGUCUCUUAUGCGUAUAUACCAGAAUUCGAUGCGUCACGCUGACGAGAAUCCUAUUACAACCAACCUUUCUCAUGUUCAGUUCUACAGAAAGUUUGAUAGAAUUGGGCUGGUAUGAUUCUAUUCUAUUAUAUUUCCCUUUUACUUAAAACGUAUAUUUAUUUUCUUUUCUUUUGGGUCGCGUGUUCUUUGUUCAGUCAUAUUAUCAUAUUAGCGAAUUAACAUUUUCUAUAAUUCCCACAAAUAAACAAUAGCUAACUCAAUCAUUAAGAUGCUUUACUAGAACGAAUAUUCUGUUGAUGAACCGCCUAGAAUCUACAGUUUUAAGCGUGAACAUAUAAGCAUGUUUAUGUUUGUAAGUAGGAUAUAGGGAUUAUAUGCUUUAUUAUGCGUUGACUGUAUCAUCGUUGAACCAACAUACAUUCGACAAUAAUCACCACAUCAAUUGAAGAAAAAAAAUAAGUAAGGAGGUUCUGUCCAGGCAUAGUUUCUAAUUCCUGCUUUCUUUUCACAUUCCUUCCUGUUCUAUCUAUUAUUUGCACUACAGGAACGAAGCGCAUUACAAUUCGUUAAGCUAGGUAACAAUUUCAAGUCACGUUGGACGACUUCUAGGGACUGCAGUUGCUUCUUCAUCAACUACAAAAGCUCACCGGCUAGAGUAUUCGA
Messenger RNA from Schizosaccharomyces cryophilus OY26, 3297 nucleotides. Its product is annotated as spindle pole body protein Sad1. Gene Ontology annotation, biological process: nuclear envelope organization. Gene Ontology annotation, cellular component: nuclear envelope; meiotic nuclear membrane microtubule tethering complex. The transcript has a single exon. The record is from RefSeq and is a predicted model, not a curated record. The coding region runs from base 428 to 1951 and encodes 507 amino acids. NCBI's taxonomy places the organism in Eukaryota, Fungi, Ascomycota, Schizosaccharomycetes, Schizosaccharomycetales, Schizosaccharomycetaceae. Gene Ontology annotation, molecular function: protein-membrane adaptor activity.